AGUCGACAGCGCGGAAGGGGGAGUUCUGCUCCGUAGGCGGGAGUCAGGGGACCUGGUCUAUUGUUUGUGUUUGACUCCGUAGUUUGGUCCGAGGCCUUCGGAGCUUUCCCGGGGCCCUCGGCAGAAGCUGCAGCGACCACCCCCGCCCCUCCCCUCCGUCCCCGGGACCGGGAGGGACCCAGUCCGCGUCACGCCCCUCAGCGCUCGCCGAUCCCUUCUCUGUUGUUGAGUCCGCAUCGUGUCCCCCGGAAUCAGACGGUGCCCCAUAGAUGGCCAGCUUUCCCCCGAGGGUCAACGAGAAAGAGAUCGUGAGAUCACGCACUAUAGGUGAACUUUUAGCUCCAGCAGCUCCUUUUGACAAGAAAUGUGGCCGUGAAAAUUGGACUGUUGCCUUUGCUCCAGAUGGUUCAUACUUUGCUUGGUCGCAAGGACAUCGAACAGUAAAACUUGUUCCGUGGUCCCAGUGCCUUAAGAACUUUCUCUUGCAUGGCACCAAGAAUAUCACCAAUUCAAGCAGCUUGAGGUUGUCAAGACAAAAUAGUGAUGGUGGUCGAAAACUCCUCCUUAACCUGGUAGAUCAUACUGAAGUGAUCAGAGAUUUAACUUUUGCUCCAGAUGGGAGCUUGAUCCUAGUGUCAGCUUCAAGAGACAAAACUCUGAGAGUGUGGGACCUGAAAGAUGAUGGAAAUAUGAUGAAAGUAUUGAGGGGCCAUCAGAACUGGGUGUACAGCUGUGCAUUCUCUCCUGACUCUUCUAUGCUGUGUUCAGUGGGAGCCAGUAAAGCAGUUUUCCUUUGGAAUAUGGAUAAAUAUACCAUGAUACGGAAACUUGAAGGACAUCACCAUGAUGUUGUAGCUUGUGACUUUUCUCCUGACGGAGCAUUACUGGCUACUGCAUCUUAUGAUACUCGAGUAUAUAUCUGGGAUCCACAUACUGGAGACAUUCUGAUAGAAUUUGGGCACCUGUUUCCCCCCCCUACUCCAAUAUUUGCUGGAGGAGCAAAUGACCGAUGGGUACGAUCGGUGUCUUUUAGUCACGACGGACUACAUAUUGCAAGCCUUGCUGAUGAUAAAAUGGUGAGGUUCUGGAGAAUUGAUGAGGAUUAUCCAGUACAAGUUGCACCUUUGAGCAAUGGUCUUUGUUGUGCCUUUUCUACUGAUGGCAGUGUUUUAGCUGCUGGGACACAUGAUGGAAGUGUGUAUUUUUGGGCUACUCCAAAGCAGGUUCCUAGUCUUCAGCAUUUGUGUCGUAUGUCAAUCCGGAGAGUAAUGCCCACCCAGGAAGUCCAGGAUCUGCCAAUUCCUUCCAAAGUUUUGGAGUUUCUCUCUUAUCGAAUUUAGAAGCUCCUGCACCACCUCCCCCCACCCGCACCCCCCAUAGUAGGGACUGACAACACUUCACACAAACCUCAAGCUUUACUGACUUCAACUAUCUUUUUCAAGGUUUAGACUUAUUUAAUUUGAUACAUUCUUGUAUUGCGUUUUGAUCAGUUAUUAUUUAUAGACUGUAGGAGAAAUAUUUCCACACAUACAAGUGUAAAUUUUUUCCUAAGAUCUAACUGUGAAAACAUAUACAUACAUGUAUAUUUUAGAUAUAAGCUGCUAAGUGUUGAAUGGACCCUUUUGCUUUUCUAAUUUUUAGUUCUGGCAUGUAUAUGUAUUGCUUUUGUAGAGCCACAAAUAUGUAUCUUUGUUGUAAAGUGGAAGGAAUUUCUUUUAUUCUGGUACACUGCACUAGAUAGUAAAUAUCUUAAAAAGCUAAAUUGCCUCAAAUGUGUAUUUGGCUGGGGGGGUGGGGGUGGAACACCAGACAACUGACCUACAAGUAAAAUGCAGUCUUUCUAUAGGGAAAGGAUUUUGUUUUCCUUAGGAAUGUCUUCUAAGCUGGUAGAGUUUUACUUUAAAGUCAUCCAGGCUAUAACUAGAAAAAAAGGGUGUCUUCUUUCCCCCUGAAUACCGCUAUGGACAUUAGUUUUGGAACACUUACUACUUUAACCUUUGUGGCAUAAAGAAUUAUAAAUCUUAGUUUGGAGGCCCAUCUACUGUAUCAUUGCUAAAUAUUUUGUUUGUACUAAGGGACAGUUAUUUUUUAAGACAGUUUCUUUUUUUGCUUUUUUUUUUUUUGGCUUUUUUACAUGUAUCCUAUGUUUCUGCAAGGAGAUAGAUAAUAUUGGUGACUUGCCAAAAAAGGAGCAAAUGGUAUACAUACUUUUGCUUUCUGUUAUUUAUCUUACCUGCAGAUAUUAAUAAUGUAUACAAUAUAUAAGAUGUUUCAUUAUAUUUUUUGUUGCAUUUUUUAAUUAAAGAUUGGUUUAAAAGAA
Messenger RNA from Condylura cristata (star-nosed mole), 2320 nucleotides. It is a transcript of the gene WSB1, whose product is annotated as WD repeat and SOCS box containing 1. Lineage: Eukaryota; Metazoa; Chordata; Mammalia; Eulipotyphla; Talpidae. Gene Ontology annotation, biological process: intracellular signal transduction. Gene Ontology annotation, molecular function: protein binding. The record is from RefSeq and is a predicted model, not a curated record. The coding region runs from base 270 to 1340 and encodes 356 amino acids. The transcript is spliced from 9 exons.